Molecule: messenger RNA, 520 nt
Organism: Cuscuta campestris
Lineage: Eukaryota; Viridiplantae; Streptophyta; Magnoliopsida; Solanales; Convolvulaceae
Source: the annotation of a GenBank genome assembly
UAUCAAAUCAUUUAUUUAUCACACAUCUUGGAAGCCUAAUAAUAAGCUAAGAACUAGCUAGCCCUAGCCUUAGCCAUGGCCACCACCACCACCGUCUUCUCCCUCCUCCUCCUCCUAGCCACACUCGCCGCCGCAUGCGGCGCCGUUCCGUGCAAGCAGCCGGCGGGGGCAAUCCCAAUUACAAAGCCGCCGCUGCAGGGUACCGGUCACAGGGGGUUGCCGGUGAACCCGUACUGCCCGAGGGACACCCUCAAGCUGGGGGCGUGCGCCGACCUUCUGGGAGGGCUGGUGAGCGUGGAGAUCGGCCACGCGCCGACGAGCCCCUGCUGCACCUUCCUUGAAGGCCUGGCGGACGCGGAGGCGGCGGCCUGCCUCUGCACCGCCCUGAAGGGCAACGUCCUCGGCCUCAACAUCCAAGUCCCCGUCGCUCUAAGCGCCCUCGUCAGCGCUUGCCAGAAGACCAUCCCUCCCAGCUUCAAGUGCCAUUAAUUAUUCAUUUAAAUAAAUUAAAUCCCAAGAU